AUGGUAGCGGAGCUCUCCUCCGGGGGAGCGAUGAUGCUACAGGGGUUGGCAUGGCGGCUGACGGCUGCGCUGCUGAUGGCGCUGACGUUGGAGCCGACCUAUGAGAUAAAGGAGCACCUCAUGAUGGAAGGCAAUCAGUGCCUCCUGAUGCACUUCCCCACGUUUGAGAUGAGCUGUGGUGACUCCAGAGGCAACAAUUCGAGAACUCUGGACUUGGAUGCAGGGAUGUACCAACUUGCCAUCGGCAGUUGGACUUCUCAAGCUGCCGAAACGUGGUGGUGGAGUAGCGAAAACCUGGUUCAAGUCCAUGGUGGAGAGCGUUGGAUGGUUCAAGUCCCUCCAGAAGAAAAACGAGAUAGCUUUGCAAUCAGCGCAUGCGAUGUUUCAGUUUCACCAGUGGUUCGAGGCCCUGUGACAAAAGAUGCAGAGAUGGAAUUGCAUCUGACUUUGAAGGAGUUUGGAGGUGCGUGCAUGGAAACAGCUGAAUUAGCAGCUGAAUGGAUGAGAACAACCUCAUGUGGCAAUCAAUGCUCUGGUGACAUGGCUGUGAUGAACGUGUCACCCUAUGAGAUUGGGUAUAUGCAGACAGAGCCCAAUACCGAGGUCUAUGCUGGUGGUGGUAUGGCGAUGAUGAACAUGCCCUACUUUGUGCAGUUUGUGAACGUUUUGGACAAGCUCGACGAGAUCUUUGAGAAGAUGUUCCUCUACGUGGAGAACUAUGACAUCAAGCUGGAGUUCACAUCAUGGAUGGAUUUCUUUGUCCUGAUCCUGAAGCAGCUCUACGGAAUGGACAUUGUCAUCCUUGACAGCGGUUCAGAUGUGUCUCUUUUACCAUUGGCCUAUGGAGAAUGUGGUAGCAGCACGACCCAUUUGCAGGAUGUUCAACUUCGAGAUUGCCAAGGUACCAAGUUGAAGGUAACUGGAUUUCGUGCUGUGUCCUUAGUGGUGAAAGACAAUGAGAACGAAGAGAUGGAUGGUGCAAUGGAGGCGCCAGUCAACUACAUCAGAGCCAUUGUGGAGCUGGAGGACAAGUUUCGUCCUGAUGCCAUUCGAAUGAAUCAUUGGCAGGUUGCAGGUGGCUAUCCUUUUAUGAGGUCAAUUGGAACUCACUUCAUUGACCCAAGACCAACAUGGGCUGGCAAUUUUGGUUACAGAACCACAUUGGUUCAGCGUCGAUCUCUGGCUGAAGAAGACCAUGGAUGGAAUGUGGCAGAGGUUAGUAGAAAAUAUCUUGAGUUGGAAGAUGCUUUUGGGCCGAUUCCUGAUUUGGAGAGUUUUGCUCAAGGAGAAGACGUAGUGAUCCUCACGAUCCUCUCAGAACGUGAUGAAGUUUUGGCUUCUUUUGGUGGAUUGUUGGAUGCAGGUGGCUAUGACUUGGAAGAGCCCUAUGAACCUGAAUCUCCUUACCGAGGACUUCCUGGACAAGAUGAUCUCCCUCCUGAAGGCCUGGAAAUUCAACCCGUUCUUGACGAAGGGCGAGAUGAUGUUGUUGGAAGAGAGAUUCCAGAAUUUCAAGAGCUUGCCCCGGCCUUGAGGGAGGACGCUGAAGCAGACACUAUUGUGGUGAAUGAUGUGCAGCUUACGGCUGACAGCUCUGUUGAAGCUUUGAGAACUGCUGGCAGAUUCUUGGGUAUCUCCACGGCUGGUUCCAAGAGAAAGAUUUUUGAGCGCAUCAAGUCCCAUCACAUUUCUUCACUCAGACUUCGAGCCUUGGAGAUUGCACGUGGUGAGUAUGAAGCUAUGCAGCCUCACCCGAGAUACCGUGAUGCCCCUGCACAACCUUCCAUGCGAGAAAGGAAACUUCAUGAGGUGACACACCUCCCCUUCAAACCAUGGUGCAGUGUUUGCGUUCAAGGCAAGAGCAGAUCUGAUCACCAACGACCUACUCCUCCUGAUGAGAUGUCCCAGAGGACUUAUCCCACGGUGCAGUGUGAUUUUUAUUUCAUUUCAGGGAAUUUGAACGUGCUGAUCAUGGUGGAUUAUUGGACCAAGUACGUGGCCGUGGAACCUCUGAGAAACAAGUUGCAGUCUGUGGUUGGUGGGGUGGUAGCUCGUUUCCUUGGUGAAUUGGGUUAUUUUGAUCGUGUGGAGUUGUGCUAUGACAACGAGCCAGUACUUGCAGCUGGAAUGAGAGUGGCGCAGACAAUCAGGAGCGCACAGGGGUUGGAGACCAUCUUACAACCCAACAAGAUGUAUCACAAGGGCAGAACAGCUUUGGCAGAGAGGUCAAUCCAGUCUCUACGGUCGCAAGGAAAAUGCCUCAUGAUUCACGUGGAAAACAAGACCAAGGUGGCCUAUCCAACUGAUCACCCGCUGAGGGCAUGGGCAGUACUUCAUGCUGCAUGGCUCCUCAACCGAUUCCAUGUAUCUUCCACAACAGGUACAACUUCUUUUAUGAGUUUGAGGGGACGCCCAUACAAAGGUAAAAUUUGUGCCUUUUGCGAAGAAGUUUUUGCACUGGACUCUUUGCAGGCAAAGUACUCUACUCAGUGGCGUCGUGGCAUUUGGCUUGGAAAAGGUGCAACAGAUAUGGACCUGGUGGCAGUAUCUCCCACAGAGAUCAUCAGGAGCCGUGCCAUUCGAAAAGUGGCAGAGCAUUGGAAUGCUGAGUUGACGCUGGCUUUGGAGGAGAAUCCAAGGGAAGACUUGGAUGAAGAUGUUGAACCAGUAGAGAUGUCAGAGGAAGGUGGGGCUUCAGGCAAUCCUCCCAUAGUUCAAGCUGAAGAUCAAGCCAUGUUUGAAGCUGAAGUUCAAGGACGAGACAAGCGUGCAGCAGGUGAGACCAGGCUGCCUAUUCCUGUGAGACAGCGAGUUGCAGAAGCUGAAGCAGAAGCUUCCAAACGAGCCCAACAUGCAGGAGAAGAAGGACAAGCCAAGUUUGUGAGAUUUGAUCCUGAUGCUCCAGUGGUUGAACCAAGUCCCAAGCAGCAGAAAACAUCUCUUUACAGUCCUGUCUAUGCUGGCGAUCUACCUGGAAGCCCUGGUGCCUCUUCUACGUCCAGACAUGUGAGACGCGUGGUUGAAGAGUUGGAGUUGUAUGAUGAGGAUGAGUUGGAGGUCAAGGCAAUGGAUGAGCCAUGGGAUUGGGAACAGUGUGAAUCCCAAUGGGACUUCAUGGACAAUGAAGUGCUGAUCUCAGAUGAAGGGAUGCGUAAGCGUGGAUUCUACAAUGAAGGUGCUGGACCGCCUACAGUGUCAGAUCAAGAGCUUGCAGGUUUGGAUCAAGCGGCAAUGAAAGAUGAAUUGGAAAGAUUGAGAAAGUUGGAUGUGAUUGAAGAUGCAGGAGAUGACCUUUUGGUGGAGGAAGGCAAAAUGGAAGAGCUCAGAAAAUAUCAGGAAGUUUGGAAAACCAUCAAAGACGUGGCACAAUUGAAACGUGGCGAAGAUCCUUUCUGUGAUGAAUGUGGCGAUGUAGAACAAGAACAUGGAGAAGAAGGUGAAGAAGAAUGUGGUGAUGCAGAUGAGACUGUGUCAGAUGAGGAAAAUCCCAGUGUCACACCUUUUGGAGACAUUGACCGCAGUGAGGAAACCAGCAUACUUCGUCUACGACGAGUGUGUCAUGAUGACCCACGGCAUGGUGCAGCUGAUGAUGCAGCUGAUGGCGAUGUACCAGAACAAGCCAGCAACGCAUGCAGCCGUCAGCUGCAAGGGACCAUUGGUGCACAGGGCCAAAAUGCCCAGCGGGAACAAAAAUUACCCGCUGGCUGCAGCCUCAGGGGUACUCCAGGUGAAGAUCCCUGGGAAGGUAUGGAGCAUCUGGCGACGGAAGAUUGGGUGGCAUUCCACGACGAACACAUCAAUAUGGUGCACAAGAAGUUCGAACUUCGUCGCGCUCUAAAAACCCGCGUUCCGUCCUGGAGAUUCUUGUCUGUUCGUUCGGACGCUCCGGCCACGGAAAAUUGGUUGCCGUUGGUUGUUGGCACUUUCUACCAUACGUGUAGAUUGCCUUUGCUUUGUGCGGCGCUCCCUCCGCGACUUGCCGAAGAGAAAGAGACCGUGCUUGACGCAGGUCUCGAAGACACCGAACAGCUUCAGUGCAACUCCAUGGUAGCAGCAGAUCUGCUGCGGGGCAAGUUGCGGGCACGAAAAAAACACCUCCGUUCGCCCAGAAGCAAACCGGUGCGGAGGCGGAAAAAAAUCCAGGAGCCAAGGAUGGUGGAUCAAAGAACCUUUGAGAAUCAGUACCUGAAGCUGUUCCUUGUUGACAAGGGCUACUGCUAUGCGGCUGGCAUGGCCAAGCUGGGUGACGGCAACUUCUUUGCCAGUGCUGCCCUUGAGGCUGGAUGGAAUUUCAUCUACAAGCAUGACCAUGAAGAGAUGAUCAUGCAGGAAGACAUGUCAGGAAGGGAGAUGCUGGUUUCGGAGGCCGCGACGUUGCAAUUUGUGGCUGAGAACUUGAAAGCUCCCCCGGAAGGAUUGUGGCUGGGUGGCCAGAAAUACAUCAUCGUCAAAACGGACGAUGAGUACAAGGUCAAUGAUCAAACGUUGAAAUGCAUUUUCGCUGCCGCUCCAAAGAAGGGUGUCAGCAUAGUGACACAGACCAAGAUUUGUGGUUUUCAUGAUGAAGAGCAGGGCCAAGCAGCCGGUACCUGCCUCAAGGCACUGACCGAAAAAGCUUUGCACAUGGCACUCGGCUUUUGA
Molecule: messenger RNA, 4641 nt
Organism: Cladocopium goreaui
Lineage: Eukaryota; Dinophyceae; Suessiales; Symbiodiniaceae
Source: the annotation of a GenBank genome assembly